AUGAAUGUGGUCACCAGCAUCCCUCUCAUUGUCUGUUUUAACAGCUACGAGUCUGGAAUACUGGAAAAUCCCAAGAGCCAUGUGCCAGCGGACCUGUACCUGAUGACCAAAACCCCAGAGGACGCCCCCAACAGCCCAGAUGGCUGGAGAUGGAGUUUAAAAAAAGGUGUUCCCAUCAAGGUGACCCACUUCAAGGAGGGCAAGUCCAAGGACACACCGCUGGACCUCUUCUCCUACCUCAAUGAGAUGGGAGGGAGGCAUGGAGUUGGGAGGAUCGACAUCGUGGAGAAUUGCUUCAUCGGGAUGAAGUCCAGAGGCUUAGACUGUAAGACCAUGGCGUCCAGCUCCCUGUGUCUUCUCAACAAUGUCAUUAAUACAGUGUGCGGUGUGUCUCUGAAGGAUGAGUGCAGUAUGGACGUGCAGGGAGACUACGAACCGUGUGACGCCUCUGGAUUCAUCAAGAUCAACGCUGUCAGUGCCAGCCAGCCCCCUGCUCCGCCUGCCUACGGCUCCCCAGCUACCUACGGCUCAGCCAGGGUGCAGCGCCACAAUGGGACGACAUGA
Molecule: messenger RNA, 564 nt
Organism: Oncorhynchus keta (chum salmon)
Lineage: Eukaryota; Metazoa; Chordata; Actinopteri; Salmoniformes; Salmonidae
Product: argininosuccinate synthase-like
Exons: 9
Coding region: 1-564 (187 amino acids)
Biological process (GO): urea cycle; L-arginine biosynthetic process
Cellular component (GO): cytoplasm
Molecular function (GO): ATP binding; argininosuccinate synthase activity
Source: RefSeq, a predicted model, not a curated record